GCUCGUUCACGAUCGACACAUCUCUAGACGGAAGUGAUGUGUACUAGUCAACAUUAGUUUGAGGGUAUCUGUGUUUGCAGCGUUCUUUAUACGUUAAUUAAACGUUUUAUUUCGGGCUCCAGUUAUAUUGUUCUCAAAGCUCCGUGACCGUCAGGAUGACCGCCGCCUCCGCGCCCCGCGCUGCCGGCGGGCAGUGAUGCUGCUCGGUGUGCUCAGAGCAGCGCGCAGGACCGUGUGCGACAUGCCGAAGGGAAAGUUCUUCUACGCGGUGAAGAAAGGCUUCAAGCCGGGAGUGUACACCUCAUGGGAUGAAUGUAAAAGCCAAGUGGUCAAGUUUCCAUCAGCCACUUACAAGAAGUUUGCGUCAGAGAGAGACGCCUGGGCGUUCAUCAGAGGAGUCGAAGCUGCACCUCCCGAGGUGAAGAAAGUGUCUCAGAUCGUCGAGUCAUCCGUCGAUCUGCUUCCCAAAAGAGGCCCGGAGCCUCUGCAGUACAUCCCGCUUGGUAAGAAGAGAUGUCACUCGGAGGAGGAGACGGAGACGAAGCCCAAACGAGUCAAGCAGUCAGAAAGUUCGUCUUCAGAAAGCUCCGAUGGAUUCACGUACAUGGGUGAUUCUGUGGUCGUUUACACCGACGGUUGCUGCUCGGCCAACGGACGACUUGGCGCCCGAGCCGGCAUCGGGGUUUACUGGGGCCACAACCACCCACUAAAUGUUGCAGAGCGGCUGCAGGGAAGACAAACCAACCAACGUGCAGAAAUCCAGGCAGCCUGCAAAGCGCUGGAACAAGCCAAAGAGAAUAACAUAAAGAAGCUGGUCCUCUACACGGACAGCAAGUUCACCAUCAACGGUGUGACCAGCUGGGUGAAGACCUGGAAGCUGAACGGCUGGAGGCUGAAAUCUGGAGGUCCGAUCAUCAACAAGGAAGACUUUGUGAAGCUGGACGGGCUGAACGCACAGGUGGAGGUGGCCUGGUUGCAUAUUCCAGGACACGCCGGCUACCGAGGCAACGAGGAGGCCGACAGACUGUCGAGAGAAGGAGCGGCGAAGCCUUUAUAGCAGCCGAGACGACGACGACGAUGAUGAUGAUGGUGAACGAGAUGUGCUGCAGGACCGCUGAUGUGCUGUAUGCUGCUUUUCUUUCAGCAUGAAACUGAAACUUCAAGGACAGUCUGUGUGUCUGUUUUCUGUUCAAUGUUCAUUUUUUUUAAAUUUGUUUCUGCUGUAAAUAAAGUUU
Molecule: messenger RNA, 1235 nt
Organism: Larimichthys crocea (large yellow croaker)
Lineage: Eukaryota; Metazoa; Chordata; Actinopteri; Sciaenidae
Gene: rnaseh1
Product: ribonuclease H1
Exons: 8
Coding region: 197-1057 (286 amino acids)
Biological process (GO): DNA replication, removal of RNA primer
Molecular function (GO): nucleic acid binding; magnesium ion binding; RNA-DNA hybrid ribonuclease activity
Source: RefSeq, a predicted model, not a curated record